CGAUCACGUCGUAUAAGAGAAGAAGAUCGAUAGACGGAUGGAUGGAGGAGGGAUCGAGGGAGAUCGAGAGAGAGGUAAGUGAUGGCGUUGGAGUGGGAGUGGAACUCGAUAUGGCAGUUGUUUGCGACGCUGGUGUUCCUCCGGACGGCGUACAGGGACUUCCUUCCCCCGGAGCUCCACCACUUCGUCGGCUUCCUCCUCCGUGGCCUCAUGACCCGCUUCAACGCCGACAUCAAGAUCAUCGUCGAUGAGUACGACGGCUCCUGCAGCAAUGAACUCUACAGCGCCGCCCAGGCUUACCUCGGCAGCCACUGCCUCGACGACGCCCGCGUCGUCCGUCUCUCCAAGCGCCACGACUGCCCCCUCCCCACCGCCUCCCUCCCCUCCUACCACACCACCCACGACUCCUUCCAAGGCAUUCCCCUCCAGUGGAGCUCCGUCGUGGAGCGCGCCUCUGCGUCCUCCUCUUCCCCCUUCCGCAGCAGCUCCCUCUCUUCGGACCACCGCUACCUCGAGCUCUCCUUCCACAGCCGCCACCGCGAGGCCGUCCGCUCCCAGUACAUCCCCCACGUCCUCGCGGAGGCCGAGCGCAUCCGCCUCCGGGCCCGGGAGCGCCGCCUCUACACCAACCGCUCUGUCGUCUUCGGCGACGACCACCGUAACCCCUGGUCCCCCGCGCCCUUCUCCCACCCCUCCACCUUCGACACCCUCGCCAUCGACCCGGUUCUCCGCGACGAGAUCCGCGACGACCUCCUCCGGUUCGUCAGCCGCCGGAACUAUUACUCCCGCGUCGGCCGCGCCUGGAAGCGGGGCUACUUCCUCUACGGUCCGCCCGGGACGGGCAAGACCAGCCUCGUCGCCGCCAUCGCCAACCUGCUCGAGUUCGACGUGUACGACCUAGAGCUCACCGCCGUCCACUCCAACACCGCCCUCCGCCGCCUCCUCGUCUCCACCAACCCCAAGUCCGUCGUCGUCAUCGAGGACGUCGACUGCUCCCUCGACCUCAGUGACCGGAAGAAGAAGAAGAAGAAGAAGUCCAAGCCUGAUUCGGAGACCGACGAGCGCGAGAUGGACCCCUCGGAAGGCGGGGUCGGCAGUUGGACGUCGUCGGUGAACCUCUCCGGCGUGCUAAACUUCGUGGACGGCCUGUGGUCGUCAUGCGUGGGGGAGCGGCUCAUGAUCUUCACCACCAACCACCCGGAGCGGCUCGACCCAGCCCUGCUCCGGCCGGGCCGGAUGGACCGGAAGAUCCACCUCUCCUACUGCUGCCCGGCAGCCUUCCGGAUGCUGGCAAGCAACUACCUGGAGAUCGGGGAGGAGCACGAGCUGAUGGCGGAGGCGGAGGCGCUGCUAGGGGAGGUCGACAUGACCCCCGCGGAGAUCGCGGAGGUGUUCAUGCGGUGCGACGGAGAGGGGAAGGGCGCGGACGCAGCGAUGGAGAAGGUGAUAGGGGAGAUGCGGCAGCGGCGGAAGGCGGCGGCGGCUUCUCCUCCGGAGCGCGGGCCCGCUGCGUUGGGUAUGGAGAAUGGGUUCCUCAUCGGAUGCGACGACGAUGCGCACUAGUUUGACCGUGAAAUUUGGUCAAAAGAAAUCUACUGGCCCGCUAUGACCGUAUUGAGUCGGCUCAAAAGUGCUCCCGUCGUGUUGGCCUGCUAUUAAUAGCUAUAUCAAUAAAAUCCGUGGAUGCUAAGUUUCCUAUCA
Messenger RNA from Musa acuminata AAA Group (dessert banana), 1701 nucleotides. Its product is annotated as AAA-ATPase At3g50940-like. NCBI's taxonomy places the organism in Eukaryota, Viridiplantae, Streptophyta, Magnoliopsida, Zingiberales, Musaceae. The record is from RefSeq and is a predicted model, not a curated record. The coding region runs from base 82 to 1563 and encodes 493 amino acids. The transcript has a single exon. Gene Ontology annotation, molecular function: ATP hydrolysis activity; ATP binding.